UCGCGUCACCUCGGCGAUGCGAGAAAAGUGAAAUACACAACAGUCAGAGAGGUCGUGACAAAAGAGACGCACAACACACGCGGUCAGACGCGUCUUGUGCUCAUGUCGUCCAGGAGCAGCGGAGCGGCCGCGGCCGCCGCGGCGCCGCCGCCGCCGCCUCCCGGGCGCCCGGGGAUGAGCUGCCGCAAGACGGUGGAGAAGUGGAAGGGACACAUCAUCCGCCAGCUCCGCCGCCGGGACAAGUGUCAACACGCCAUGUUCCGAGACGUCAUCCAGCGCUACUCCCACCUGCUGGAGAAGACCACCUUCACCAAGGGCCUCCUCCAUUCAGCUGCCAGGCUGCCGUCCGGUGACUCCGGUGUCUCAGUGUCUGAUUGGCUCUCCCAAAACAAGGACCUAAAGGAAAUCACUGGAGAGUUGGCGUACCAGGUGGUGGCGCUGCAGCAGGAUGUUAAAACCAGGGAGUGUGUUCUGCAGAAUCAGUAUUCCAGGAUAACAGAGCUCCGGUGCCGGCUGUCCGAAGCAGAGGCAGAGCAGCAGAACCUGGAGAGUCAGAUCACUCAGGUCCAGGAGGGGAACUGUGUUCUGAAGAAGGAGUAUGAUGCUCUUCUGCAGCGCCACCGGGUGGUGGAUGAGACUUUUCGCCAGGAGAAGAUGCGUGGCUGCAGGCUCCUGGAGGAGAUGAUCCACUGGAAGAAGCAGGCAGCCGCCCACAUGAAUAACUGCAAUGAGCGCCGGUCCAGAGCACGUGAAGCAAACAUCCAGAGAGAACUCCAGACGGCAGCUAACAACCCAGUCAACAUUGAUCUAUCUGUGUCUCCAGUGAACGAGAUCCAGGACAAACCAGAGAGACGACAAACCAGACCCUUCAGGUCAGCGUCUGCAACCUCUCCACGGAUUCUUAAUUCCAUCAAGGAGCUGUUUGAAAGGAAGCGGCGUGGCAGCUCGGUGUGCGGUGUGGAGGAGGACUUGGUCUCUCGGGUGGGGGUUUGCGUGGCGGCCAGACUGCCCGUCAGAGCCCUUCAUGUGCUGGAAGCUCAUGAGCAGGGCAUCAAUGCUGUCAAGUUCAGCACCACCCUACUGGCCACCGGAGGUACUGACCGUCUCAUCAAACUCUGGGAUAUCAAAGCAGGAAUGCUUCACCACAGAGGGACGCUAGAUGGCAGUACAGAGGGCAUCACCAGCAUCGAGUUUGAUCCAGUGGGGAUGAGGAUUUUGGCUGCCUCAUACGACAAGUCAGCCCUGUUGUGGCGCCUGGAUGGGUCCGUUCUCCAGGUGACGCUAACGGGUCAUUCUCGUAAAGUGACGUCUGCUAAGUUUAAAUGCGGCCUACACCAGGUGGUAACAGGAAGUGCAGACCGGACCGUAAAACUGUGGGAUGUUCACCGAGCAGCUUGCAUUCACACCAUUGCGGCGGAGUCGUACUGCAGUGAUCUGGUCUGCUGUGAUAACUGCAUCGUCAGCGGUCACUAUGACAGCAAGAUUCGCCUCUGGGAUACCAGAGCUGCUACCUGCAGCCAGGAGCUUCCUGCUCAGGGGAAGGUGACAUCUUUGGACAUAUGCCCCGCCCAGCGCCAGCUCCUUAGCUGUUGCCGUGAUGACUGCCUCCAAUUGAUGGACCUGAGGAGGAGCAACCCCAGGCUCUGCUUCAGAGCUGAUGGUUUUAAAUGUGGCAGUGACAGCACCAAGGCUGUGUUCAGUCCAGAUGGAGGCUUCGUGGCGGCGGGUUCGGCAGACGGAGCCGUCUACAUCUGGAAUGUCUCCACUGGGAACCUGGAGGCCCGCCUGCCGGACCAACACAGCUCCUCUAUCAGUGCAGUGGCCUGGUCUCUCUCUGGAGAUUAUGUAGUCAGUGUGGACAAGAGUAGGCGGGCCAUCCUCUGGAGUGACAUCUGAUUCAGCCAAUCCUAACACGGGACCACUUCGGAUGCCCUUCAAACAAAACACACGCAGAUGGGUGUCCAGAGUUUCAGGCGUCGUCAGGACACGAAUUUGUGAUUUUAUUGCUUUUUAAACCAUUUGAAAUGACUUGAGAAGGUUCGGAUGUCAGUGGAGAUCUUCUGGCUGCUGGUUGAGGAGGAAGCAUUGAUUAUUCAAAUCCAACCACGGUCCUCCGCCAGUGAGCCGAUGUCUUUCUACAGGAAAACCGACGAGUUCAAUUUUAGUGGGACUCACUGAAUGAGGCUAAUCGUUCUUUCCUUUUCCUCUCCACUUCAUCUCGGCAUGGAGACAAAACAGCUGUAGAAAAACUGGAAGUUGUCCGGUUUGGAGGUUUCCCAGCUAGGGAAGGCUGGAAUACCAACCAAGCACAGCAGGCAACGGGCCCGGAGGCACCAGGUUUGCCACGUGUCAAUUUUGUUUGUGGUAAUUUAAUUAAAUGCACGUUUGUUUGGGACUAUGCACCGUUUAAGCACAAUAUUAACUGAAAUGAUAGGGGCCUUAGGAGGGGCCCAUGUACACAGAGUGGACAAUCGGUUAGCUUGGUUGGGGCCCAUAGCACAUUUUUGCCCUCUAGUGAGUUACACUGGCCAUGAUUGAAGGACGAGAACUGUCUUUCUAAAUAACUCCUCUCUCUCCACUGCUAUAUCAUCUCACACCUUCACGCCUGUCACUUCCUGUUUUUAUGUCACUUCCUGUUUCCCUGUCAUUUCCUAUCUAUCUCUGUUGCCCCCUAGCCCCUAGUGAGUUAAACCAGCCAUGAUUAAAGGACAAGAACGCCUCUGUCCUUCUCAAUAACUCCUCUCUCUCCACUGCUAUAUCAUAUCACACCUUCAUUGUCUGUCACUUCCUGUUUAUCUCUGUUGUUAUUGCUGCGGCUGUUGUCUUGAUUCUUCAAGUGUCAUGUUUAUUUGUCUAAUAUGAAAGCAGGUUUACACUCAUUCUCAUAAUGAAAUGCUCAUAUUGUUGUUGGCACAACACACAAGUGGUAAAUAAAAGUGCUUAUUAAAGUGCCUAGAGAAAUCAAAGUGCAAGAACAGGAUACAUGUAGAAAAACGGUCAGUGUGGUCUAUUCCAUUGCCUACCAACACAGGGAUCGCCAGUUCGAAUCCCCGUGUUGCCUCAGGCUUGGUUGAGCGUCUGUUCGGGGGGACUGGGGGGAAUAACGUGAUCCUCCCACACGCUACGUCCCCCUGGUGAAACUCCUCACUGUCAGGUGAAAAGAAGCGGCUGCUGACUCCACAUGUAUCGGAGGAGGUAUGUGGUAGUCUGCAGCCCUCCCCGGAUCAGCAAAGGGGCUGGAGCAGAGACUGGGGCAGCUCGGAAGAGUGAGGUAAUUGGACUUUGAAUGUACUUUGCUGGGCAGUACAACAGUAGAGAAUGUGUGUACAACAGUAAGAUGAUAGGUGCAGUGGUACUAUAAACAGCAAACUUGCACAAAUGGCAGAUUGUGCCGUCGGUGGCAGCAACCACGAUGGUAUUGUAAGCGGUAGAACCGUAGACUUGUACAAAUAGCAAUUGAGUGUUUGCUUUGAGAGUCUUACGGCCUGGAGGUAGAAGCUGUCUGGAAACCUGUUGGUCCAAGACUUGACGCUCUGGUACCUCUUGCCCGACAGAAGUAGAGAGAACGGUUUGUGUCCAGGGUGGCUGGGGUCCCUGAUCAUUUUUUCCGCUUUGUGUUGAAUUUGAAAAGCAGCUUUUCUGUUCGGAAGAGUCCGGUCCUCGAGCUGAAAGGGAAGUUCUGGUUUUAGCUUCAUGUCACUUUAGUUUGGUCUGUAGAAAUGUGCAGCUGUUUGCACAAAGAGCACGUCAACCUAAAACCAAAUAACCGUCUUUUAUAUCACGUCUUUGUCUCCCGUUUUAGCCAAAAACAUUCAAUGUGAAGAUUCAGACUGUGUAAACUGGGUUGGCCAUGUGAAGUAUUUGUGUUAUUCUAAUUGUUAUUACGUGGUGUCAGUCACUUGUUAGAGAGUAAGAAGCUAAGUAUUACGUACGCCAAACUUUAUGUUGCAAUCCUGAAAAUUUACAUGGAAACAAGUUGUUUUUUAUUCUUUCCAUCUCUGUUGUGUUUAAAAUAUAAUCCAUGAACACCAAGUCCUGCAGACUGCAGCAGGAUGUGAUGUGGAUGUCUGUUGUCUGGUAGGACUUUGCCAGGAAAAAUGACAGUGUGUAUAGUGUCACCACCUACACAGGACACACACUGGUACAGUAACACCAGCAGAUCCAGGACUGUAGCUUUAAAGUGGAAGUAUUAAGACACUGUGUUUAAAUUGUUUGUGAAUAAGGGACCGUGUGUAAACUGUUAAAAACAGGUUUCUGUGUACUUUGAAAUAAGGGAAUAUUUUGACACUUUUAUUUAGUAAAACGGAAACUCAGAAAGGAA
Messenger RNA from Lampris incognitus (smalleye Pacific opah), 4321 nucleotides. It is a transcript of the gene atg16l2, whose product is annotated as protein Atg16l2. The transcript has 18 exons. The record is from RefSeq and is a predicted model, not a curated record. NCBI's taxonomy places the organism in Eukaryota, Metazoa, Chordata, Actinopteri, Lampriformes, Lampridae. Gene Ontology annotation, biological process: autophagosome assembly; negative stranded viral RNA replication. Gene Ontology annotation, cellular component: autophagosome membrane. Gene Ontology annotation, molecular function: protein binding. The coding region runs from base 103 to 1896 and encodes 597 amino acids.